UUCGUAAUCGCCACCGCGCUCGCCCUUGCUCCUUCUCUCGACAUCACAUUGUCCGACGAUCCCAGUCAGUCUCGCUGCCGCUGUACGUUUACGUCCGACAAAGCCGACCCUAAGGAAGAAACUUGGAAACAAGGUCUGCGACAACCGCAUGACCUGCUAUGGCCACCUUAGUCUCUGAUUUGCUUCGAGGAGCACAACGACAAGUUCGGCGAUUUUCCUCAGGGUUUGCCGCUGAAGAGCCCGAUAUACCCACGCCGUCUUCCACUUCGCAACACCAGAGAACGAGAUCUGAUGGGGCCGCGCUGCCCGAAUCGGUGUUUGAGGACGGAGACGAGAACUAUAGGAGAAGUCUGGAUGGGAUUAUUGUUGGCAGAACCGUAGCGCAGCCGGUGGCUGUUGUAACAACAACCACACCAACCAACGCCGCAUCAAGUUCGCAUUCGAGGUUAGGGGAAGCCGCCGAUGUCGCAACUGCCACUCCAGCAGCAGAGCACACAGGACAAGUUCCAGUUCCGCCAAUAUCCGCAGCGGCAUACGAAUCGACGCCGCCGGCGCGACCGUCGUUAACUUCGCCGAUCUCUGCGCUGGCGCCAGAAUGGACUGCGCAAGCAGCGCAACAGAGUUUCCUCACGCUUCCUCGUAUCCCCUCCCAGGUGGACUCCGACGCUCGAUCCCAGACCGGGGAGUUACCAGAAGAUGACGGCAAGAGCGCAUUGAGGAAGAGGAUACAGGCGAUUCAAAAUCAGGCCGACAUCUCGCAGGCCCUCAAGGCGCAGCUGAUACAUCAGGUCAUGACGGAGGAGUAUUAUCAACAGUCUCCACAUGCGCAUGAUGGUACUAUGGGCAUGCGCCCAGAAUCGCCCAGCGGUCGGAGCGUGCGUAGUGUGCACAGCGUCAAGAGCGCUCGUAGCGCGCAGAGCCAUAGCCGCGAUCGACCAUCGAACCGGGAUCGUGAUUCCUUUGGCCCGUUGCAAACGGCCUUGAAGUUCUGGAAUCCUCUCGCGGGCGAAAGCGGAUUUAGUGACGAGGAUACCCUGAACAUCCACGUUACAGAGGAGGAUCUGAAGCCGACCUAUGCCCCCAAAACCGUCCCGAAACGCGACGAAUACGGGGUGCGAGAACUCGAUGUCAGUCUCGCAUACGCGAUUGCGCAGGGGAUACAACCCGAGGAAGAAACCGAGGAUCUGGACGAGAACGGUCAGCCCGUUCUCAGACUCGGUUGCAAACACUACCGGCGCAAUGUGAAGCUGCAAUGCGCCGCCUGUGAUCGGUGGUAUACUUGUCGGCUCUGUCACGAUGAGGUGGAAGAUCACACCUUGCCGCGGCGGGAAACACGUCACAUGUUGUGCAUGUUGUGCGGUCGAACCCAAAAGGCCUCGCAGACUUGUGUUGGUUGUAACCAGUCAGCGGCCUCUUACUAUUGUAAUAUUUGCAAAUUGUGGAACGACGAUCGGAACAAACCAAUCUAUCACUGCAACGAUUGUGGGCUCUGCCGAGUUGGGCUGGGCUUGGGCAAAGACUUUUUCCAUUGCAAGAAAUGCUCAGCAUGCGUCUCCACGCGCGACGAGCACCGAUGUAUCGAACGGUCAACCGACUGCGACUGUCCCAUCUGCGGCGAUUACCUGUUUAACUCUCCGCGACCGGUUGCAAUCAUGAAAUGUGGCCAUACCAUCCAUAAACACUGUUUCAGCGCGCACCGGGAAAGAUCGUACAGAUGUCCGGUCUGCAACAAGAGCUGCGUCAACAUGGAGAUCCAGUUUCGUAACCUUGACAUCGCCAUCGCCACCCAGCCCAUGCCCGACGAGUACCAGGAUGCCCGGGCCGUCAUUUCGUGCAACGACUGCAGUGCAAAAAGCCAGACAAGGUACCACUGGUUGGGACUGAAGUGUUCAGUCUGUCACUCGUAUAACACGGUCGAACAUAAGCUGCUCCAUAUGCCUGGUGUGGAUGGCGACCAGGGUGAGGAGGAACCCAGGGCUGCCACUGGGUCGAGUGAUGCCAACAACGGAGCGCAGGGUGUGAGUAUGCUGCCAGUUGCCCUUGACAACGUGGCAACAGCCGGCGGUAGACGACUAUCAGCUGCUCGAGGACUGGAUCCUCAAUAUCCCGACACGAACGGACAACAAAACAGAAGUAUUUUCCACUCCGACCCGAUUUCACCACCACGGCGUUCAGCCCUAGCAGGUUUAUUCGCCAACCGAAACCGACAAUCUCCAUCCUCUUCCUCCGCCGACCAACCACAUCCGUCCACCUCCAACCUACCCACCACCCCUUCACCAUCUACCUACUUCCCUCGCCCCUCCUCCUUCGCUCCUUCCUCCCCAGCUGCCACAGCCGCCGCCGUCCUCGCUUCAGCCGCCGCCUUGGUGGGGUUCGGCGGUUACUCAGCAUCUGCUCCUUCCGGCGCGGCAAAUAACACCAUGAUUCCAGAUCGCGCCAUCCCCGGGAUGACAACGACAAGGACGACGAGGAGGAGAACAAGAGGCAGGUCAAUAAACGAAGCAGCUGGACCUGGGGUGACAACGAGCGCAGAUUAUAAUUCUGACGAUUACACCGAUGACGAUGAGGAAAGUCGGUGGGGAGAGGACAUGGUGACGCUAGAAGACGUGCUGGGUUUCCUGGGACGCUCGCCGAGAAGGUUAGUUCCAGUUCCUCAGGAUGGGCACACCUCUAUUAGGGAUCUAAUAGAUGAGGACGAUGAGGAUGAUGAGAGUGGGGAAGAAGAGAGUGAGGAAGAGAAUGAUGAUGAUGAUGAUGACGAUGACCUUGAAGAAAUAGGGGAUGGAGGGUUUGAAUUGGACUUGAUUGGUCAUAGAUGAUAUCUUGGAUAACAGAGGCAAGUAACGCAGAAGGCAGGGAGGCAUGGA
Messenger RNA from Neurospora hispaniola, 2867 nucleotides. RefSeq lists its product as uncharacterized. The coding region runs from base 159 to 2819 and encodes 886 amino acids. The transcript is spliced from 2 exons. Lineage: Eukaryota; Fungi; Ascomycota; Sordariomycetes; Sordariales; Sordariaceae. The record is from RefSeq and is a predicted model, not a curated record. Gene Ontology annotation, molecular function: zinc ion binding.